Xenopus laevis (African clawed frog) is the source of this 8512-nucleotide messenger RNA. RefSeq names its product voltage-dependent L-type calcium channel subunit alpha-1D (gene cacna1d.S). The record is from RefSeq and is a predicted model, not a curated record. NCBI's taxonomy places the organism in Eukaryota, Metazoa, Chordata, Amphibia, Anura, Pipidae. The transcript is spliced from 47 exons. Bases 210 to 6569 code for a protein of 2119 amino acids.
ACCUGUUAGUGUUCGGGUAGCAGGAGGGGAGCGGUUACCAUGGGAACCCCGUGCUCCUGGAUGUGAGAGGGAUGCCGGCUGGAGCUUGCGGGGUUCUCCCGGUGCCUCAGUGAGAUGGGGGUGGAUAGGGGUUCGGCCGGGAGGCUCCUGGAGUCGGUUCGCUGCUAAAACUCUGCCCAAGCUCUGCUCAUGUGCCCGGGGCUUCCAGGAUGGAGGAGCGUCUGAGAGGUACUGGGAUUGGGCAAGAUUCAAACUAUGCAAGUGGCACCCGGAUUCCAGUCUCUCUUGACGGGCUGGCUUCGCAGUCGAAAGGUCGAGCACCUUCCAAACCGACAGUUUUAUCCUGGCAAGCUGCCAUCGAUGCUGCAAGACAAGCCAAGGCUGCCCAAAGUAUGAGCACCACUGAACCCUUGCCAGUCGGAUCCCUAUCCCAGAAAAAACGUCAGCAAUAUGCGAAGAGCAAAAAGCAAGGAGGAAGCUCCACCAACAACAGACCAACCCGUGCUCUAUUCUGCCUGUCUCUCAAUAACCCAAUACGGAGAGCCUGCAUCAGCAUAGUGGAAUGGAAACCAUUUGACAUAUUUAUACUAGUGGCUAUUUUUGCCAAUUGUGUGGCCUUAGCUGUUUAUAUUCCAUUUCCUCAAGAUGAUUCAAAUUCAACAAACCACAACCUGGAAACAGUAGAAUAUGCCUUCCUCAUCGUUUUUACUAUCGAAACCUUUUUGAAGAUCGUCGCGUACGGAUUAGUGAUGCACCCCAACGCCUAUGUACGGAACGGGUGGAACCUGCUGGAUUUUGUUAUAGUAAUAGUGGGAUUGUUUAGUGUAGUGCUGGAACAAUUAACAACCAAAGAAGAGGAAGAAGAUAACCAUUCAACCGGCAAAUCGGGGGGCUUUGAUGUCAAAGCCCUCAGAGCCUUCCGUGUGCUGCGCCCCCUUCGUUUGGUCUCCGGUGUCCCCAGUUUACAGGUGGUGUUGAACUCCAUUAUUAAAGCCAUGGUCCCGCUCCUUCACAUCGCCCUCCUGGUCUUAUUCGUCAUCAUCAUUUACGCCAUUAUUGGCCUCGAGCUUUUUGUGGGAAAAAUGCACAAAUCCUGUUAUCUCAUUGGCACUGAUUUACUCGCUGAAGACGAGCCAGCACCAUGUGCGUUCUCAGGGAAUGGCCGCGUGUGUCCGGUUAAUGGUUCUGAAUGUCGGACUGGAUGGGCCGGACCUAACGGGGGAAUCACCAACUUCGACAACUUUGCCUUUGCCAUGUUGACCGUGUUCCAGUGUAUCACUAUGGAGGGAUGGACAGAUGUGCUCUACUGGGUUAAUGACGCCAUAGGAUGUGAGUGGCCUUGGGUCUAUUUUGUGAGUCUUAUUAUCCUGGGCUCCUUUUUCGUUCUUAACCUCGUUCUUGGUGUACUUAGUGGAGAAUUCUCUAAGGAGAGGGAGAAAGCCAAAGCCCGAGGCGACUUCCAAAAACUCCGUGAGAAGCAGCAGCUGGAAGAGGAUCUUACGGGUUAUCUGGACUGGAUCACUCAAGCUGAAGAUAUCGACCCUGAGAAUGAUGAAGAGGGGGAUGAGAAGGGCAAACGCAACACGAGCAUGCCAACCAGCGAAACCGAAUCUGUCAACACCGAAAACGUUGGCGAGGGGGAGAACGCAGGUUGCUGCGGCAGCGCUUGUCAUUCGGUUUCCAAGUCCAAGUGCAGUCGGCGCUGGCGUCGAUGGAAUCGCUUCAACCGCAGACGAUGCAGAGCCGCCGUGAAGUCGGUGACGUUUUAUUGGCUUGUUAUUAUUCUGGUCUUUCUGAACACGCUGACCAUCUCGUCUGAGCAUUAUAACCAACCCGAUUGGCUGACGAUGAUCCAAGACAUAGCGAACAAGGUGCUGCUGGGGUGUUUCACCUGCGAGAUGUUGGUGAAGAUGUACAGCCUUGGCCUCCAGGCUUACUUUGUCUCCCUGUUCAAUCGCUUCGACUGCUUUGUGGUGUGCGGGGGGAUCACAGAGACCAUCCUGGUGGAGCUGGAGAUCAUGUCGCCCCUGGGGAUCUCAGUGUUUCGCUGCGUUCGACUGCUUAGGAUUUUUAAAGUGACAAGGCACUGGGCUUCCCUCAGCAACCUCGUGGCCUCACUGCUAAACUCCAUGAAAUCCAUCGCUUCCUUACUGCUCCUGCUCUUCCUCUUCAUCAUCAUCUUCUCGCUGCUGGGAAUGCAACUUUUUGGGGGCAAGUUUACUUUUGAUGAAACACAGACCAAGAGAAGCACCUUCGAUAAUUUCCCCCAGUCCCUCCUUACAGUGUUCCAGAUCCUGACAGGUGAGGACUGGAACGCAGUUAUGUACGACGGCAUCAUGGCGUACGGAGGGCCCUCGUCAUCAGGAAUGAUUGUCUGCAUCUAUUUCAUCAUACUCUUUAUCUGCGGGAACUAUAUCCUAUUAAAUGUCUUUUUGGCCAUCGCUGUGGAUAAUUUGGCAGAUGCAGAAAGUCUGAACACUGCGCAGAAGGAGGAGGCCGAGGAGAAGGAGAAAAAGAAAAGUGCAAGGAAAGAAAGUCUGGGGAACAAAAAUGAGAAAUCAGAUAACGAUCAAAAAAAAACAACCGAUUCCAAGAUUUCUGUUGAUGAGGAAAAUGAAGAGGAAACUGAGUGCCACAUGCCGGAUGAGGAAGAGGAAGAUGAAGCAGAAUUACCAGGGGGCCCUCGUCCUCGGCGAAUGUCUGAGCUGAAACAGGAGAAGAUCACCCCAAUUCCAGAAGGGAGCGCCUUCUUCAUCUUCAGCAACACCAACCCGAUCCGGGUGGGGUGCCACAAGCUCAUCAACCAUCACAUCUUCACCAACCUGAUUUUAGUUUUCAUCAUGCUGAGCAGCGCCUCCCUGGCAGCCGAGGAUCCCAUUAGUAGUCACUCCUUUAGGAACAUCAUUCUUGGUUACUUUGACUAUGCUUUCACAGGCAUCUUUACCGUUGAAAUCUUCCUGAAGAUGAUGACAUUCGGAGCAGUUCUCCACAAAGGCGCUUUCUGCCGAAAUUACUUUAAUUUGCUGGACUUGCUGGUCGUGGGGGUCUCCCUGGUGUCCUUUGGUAUCCAAUCCAGCGCCAUUUCCGUGGUGAAGAUUCUGCGUGUUCUGCGAGUGCUCAGACCCCUGAGAGCCAUCAACAGAGCCAAAGGCCUCAAGCACGUAGUUCAGUGUGUGUUUGUCGCUAUCCGGACAAUCGGGAACAUCAUGAUCGUCACUACAUUGCUGCAGUUUAUGUUUGCCUGUAUUGGAGUGCAGCUGUUUAAGGGGAAAUUCUAUCGCUGUUCAGAUGAAGCUAAAGAGACCCCGGUGGAGUGCAAGGGAAAAUACAUUAUUUUCAAGGAAGGAGACCUUAACAACCCGGCCAUUCGAGAGCGCAUGUGGCACAACAGUGACUUCAACUUCGACAAUGUACUCUCCGCCAUGAUGGCUCUCUUUACGGUUUCCACCUUCGAAGGUUGGCCAUCGCUUCUCUACAAAGCCAUUGACUCCAAUGGGGAGAAUGUGGGUCCCAUCUAUAACAACAGAGUGGAGAUCUCCAUCUUCUUCAUCAUCUACAUCAUCAUCAUCGCCUUCUUCAUGAUGAACAUUUUCGUGGGUUUUGUCAUUGUCACAUUUCAGGAACAGGGAGAAAAGGAGUAUAAGAACUGUGAGCUGGAUAAAAACCAGCGUCAGUGUGUAGAAUACGCUUUAAAAGCUCGACCUUUGCGAAGAUAUAUCCCAAAAAACCCUUAUCAGUAUAAAUUCUGGUAUGUGGUCAACUCUACAGGCUUUGAAUACAUCAUGUUCGUUCUUAUUAUGGUCAACACCCUGUGCUUAGCUAUGCAGCAUUAUGGACAGUCGGACAUAUUUAAUGAUGUUAUGGAUGUGAUGAACAUGGGUUUUACGGCCGUAUUUGCUGUAGAAAUGGUUUUGAAACUUAUUGCUUUCAAGCCUAAGCACUAUUUCACUGAUGCAUGGAACACUUUUGAUGCCUUAAUUGUUGUGGGUAGCGUUGUUGAUAUUGCCAUUGCAGAAGUUAACAGCUCAGAAGAAAGCGCCAUGAUCUCCAUCACGUUUUUCCGUCUGUUCCGAGUGAUGCGAUUGGUCAAAUUGCUGAGUCGGGGCGAAGGGAUACGGACCUUGUUAUGGACCUUCAUAAAGUCAUUUCAGGCGCUGCCGUACGUCGCAUUACUCAUCGCAAUGCUCUUCUUUAUCUACGCAGUGAUUGGCAUGCAGGUUUUUGGGAAAAUCGCAAUGCGAGACAACACUCAAAUCAACCGGAACAACAACUUCCAGACUUUCUUUCAGGCAGUUUUACUUCUAUUCAGGUGUGCGACGGGGGAGGCCUGGCAGGACAUCAUGUUGGCGUGUUUACCCGGGAAACGCUGUGACCCAGAUUCCGACUAUAACCCGGGCGAGGAGAACACGUGCGGCAGUUACUUUGCGAUUCCCUAUUUCAUCACAUUCUACAUGCUCUGCGCCUUCCUGAUCAUCAACCUUUUUGUUGCGGUUAUUAUGGACAACUUUGAUUACCUGACACGUGAUUGGUCGAUACUGGGGCCCCAUCACUUGGAUGAGUUUAAGAGGAUUUGGUCUGAAUAUGACCCAGAAGCAAAGGGGCGAAUAAAACACCUCGAUGUGGUCACUUUACUACGGCGCAUUCAGCCUCCAUUAGGGUUCGGAAAAUUAUGUCCCCACAGAGUGGCGUGUAAGCGCCUGGUUGCUAUGAACAUGCCUCUGAAUAGCGACGGCACCGUGAUGUUCAACGCUACUCUCUUUGCUUUGGUCAGAACGGCCCUGAAAAUUAAAACUGAAGGAAACCUUGAGCUGGUCAACGAGGAACUCCGGGCCGUAAUUAAGAAGAUCUGGAAGAAAACGAGCAUGAAACUUUUGGACCAAGUUGUCCCUCCUGCAGGAGAUGAUGAGGUAACCGUGGGGAAGUUCUAUGCCACCUUCCUGAUACAGGACUACUUUAGGAAAUUCAAGAAGCGCAAAGAACAAGGAUUGGUGGGCAAAUACCCAGGGAAGGACACCACAGUAGCGUUACAGGCCGGACUGAGAACUCUCCACGAUAUUGGACCUGAAAUCCGACGAGCGAUCUCAUGUGACCUCCAGGAUGAGGAGCCGGAGCAGAACGAUCACGAGGAGGAAGAGGAGGAUAUAUACAGAAGAAACGGGGGGCUGUUUGGAAACCACGUCAAUCAUGUGACCUUCCAGCAAACCAACACCACCCGGCGCCCACUCCACGUCCAGAGACCCCCCGCCCAUUCCACCAGUGACACCGACAAUUACACACAUACAGGGAAUUGUGUGCAACACAACUAUCAGAACCACAACCACCCGGGGAAACCGGUGUCCAACUCCACAAAUGCCAAUCUCAACAAUGCCAACGUCUGGAACCCUGCGAAUGGCAAACACUCCGGACUCGCUGCCCCUGGGCACCCGGCUGAGAACGGCUACUACUCCCACCCCAGGAACGACUACGAAAAACCCAGAAAACCGAGUAUUAAAAGGACUCGAUAUUACGAGACUUAUAUUAGGUCUGAGACUGGAGAGAGGAACGUGCCAGUUAUCUUCCAUGAAGAUCCCGACUUUCCAGACUAUGGAGAAGAUCCGUACGCGGAUGAAGGGGAAUAUUACAGCGGGGAUGAGUAUUAUGAAGAGGACACUAUGCUGUCGGCCAACAGGCAAAUGUAUGAGGAGCCGGCGCUGUACCAGACGAAUGAUGUGGAUUACGAGGGACCUCGAGGUUAUCACCACCCGCAUAGUUUCUUUGAAGAGGAAGAUUCCCAGAUAUAUUACGAAACCCGGAAAUCACCAAGACGAAGGCUACUCCCCGCGACCCCUCCGUCAAACCGAAGAUCUUCCUUUAAUUUCGAAUGUCUGCGCCGGCAAAGCAGCCAAGAUGAAUUGUCCCCCCCGUUCCACCAACACACGGCUUUGCCCCUACACCUGAUGCAGCAACAGAUCAUGGCCGUCGCAGGUUUAGAUUCCAGCAAAGCCCAAAAACACUCUCCGUGUCGCUCUACAAGAUCAUGGGCAACGCCCCCAGGCACCCCGAACAACAGGGACCGCACCCCUUUCUACACCCCCCUCAUCCGCGUCGACCGUGCGGAAUCCAAGGAGCAGAUGAACGGCAGCCUCCCCUCCCUGCAGAGAAGCUCCUGGUACUCGGACAACAGUGACAUUUCUUACCAGACAUUUGCUCAGUCCAAUCUGACCGUGCCGGGCGACUUCCACAACAACAAACUCAGCGACAAGCAGAGAAGCGCAGACAGUCUGGUAGAAGCGGUUCUUAUCUCCGAAGGUCUAGGACGUUACGCCAAGGACCCCAAGUUUGUAUCGGCCACCAAACAUGAGAUUGCCAACGCGUGUGACAUGACUAUCGACGAGAUGGAAAGUGCAGCGAGCAACCUCCUCAACGGGAGCAUCCGGAACGGGUCAGCAGGGGGCAAUACGUUUCCUAUUCUAACCAGGAGAGACUAUGAACUUCAGGAAUAUGGGCCGGGCUAUAGUGAUGAAGAGCCAGAACCUAUUAAAUAUGAAGAAGACUUAGCCGAUGAGAUGAUCUGUAUAACCACAUUAUAGUAUUCACUACAAUGGUUUGGGGAUUGUUUAUCUCAGAGAAGUGUCGGACAAUCAGCUGAUACUCGGCACUGGCAGUGAAGGAAGUCUCUCCGUGUUGUCCGUCUUGGAAGAAGCUGGUGGCUUGGUGAGGACGUGGGGAAUUUAAGCACUAAUGGAAGGUCACCGGAUCCUCAUUCGGUCCUGGCUGUGAAUUUCAGUGCUUGUGGUUGGAAGGGAGUGAGGUGGGGUUUGUGGAUUGCGGCUGUGGCUAUAAUAUACCCCAGAGAUGAACAAAGGGGCAUGAGAGGAGAUCCAUGAAAUUUGGUGAUGACAAUCAAAAUGACAACGAAGUUACCACUGCCAUGAAUAUCAUAUCAGAAACCUCACCAAAUCCAUUUGAGAAGAAAGGUCUUGAGGCACAUUGCAAUGCAACUACUGAGUGUGAGUCAGGUUUUGGGAGCUCAGAGAGGGCAGAUACUGUACAGUUGCACCACCAGCAACCAACCCAAUGGUGAGUCUCAGGCCUGGAACUGGGGUCUCCAUCUGAUCUUGAGCGUCUACGCUUUAGCGAUGAAAAAGGUCUACUUAGGACAGUUCCUUCCGGGAUAUAUCACCAUAGAAACAAUAUCACUUGCAUCGUCCUCAUUCGUUUCUAAUGAACCUUCAUCUGUCACUCAAGGAGUUUCCAUUCGGGCGAAUCUUUUCUAAAAACACUGGAAGAAUCUCACUUGGAACGGGUGAACUGUAUCAAUCACUAAGGGCCGCCCAGGUUCCUGUAAAUACGGCAGUUUGUAUUUGUAAAGAGAUGUUCUAUAUUUUGUAAUCCAUGUGCCGUUUCACAGCAAUAUUUAUGGGUUCUUAUUUAAUGUCAUGGGGGGGGGGGGAAACAUUUUCAAAAGGAUUAUUUUUUUUGUUGUUGUUGUUUCUCCUGGAAAUUCUAGAGGCGUCUCGGGGGGAGUAACGCUCCGGGUUCUGAUCAGAGGGAGACUUGAAAGAUUUUGUGAGAGAAAUAUUUUAUGUCUAAUGAAACGAACGGAUCUUUCCAGAUAUGCAAAUGUUACAGACGAUGAUUAACGAGUGCUUUAUUUUUAGGAUUUGUCAUUAAGCUGUGAAACUUUCUAAUCUGCAGAGAAUAUUUACCAAAAAGAUGAUGAUUUUAUUGAAAUUCACUGAUUUUAUUUUUUGAAUUCUACGUUUUUCCUGAAGAGUUCUAUAUAAAAAUGUCAUGUUUCCGUCGCUAGAGCAGCUGGUAUUUUUGCAUAUUGAACGGAGAAAUUGCUCAAUUUCUGAGAGAUUUAACUUCUUACAUUCCAGUCGGCGGUACUGAUGGUGCGACCGCCAUCGACCCAUAAUGCACGGACUCACACUUGGCUUUGGAUAAUUGGGGAAUAAGUAUUUGUUUUGGAAACCAAUUAAAAACAUAAACAUAAAACCCAUCACUUUACUGAUCUGUGGGAGGGCUCGUACCUAUGAUCUUUUUGGAUUGAUUUGAUUGGUCGAAUAUCCUGGUAUCCUCUGCUGCUGUGACUGGAUCCCCUGGUAAUGGGGCCCUCCUAGCACUGAGUUUUGGGGGUGCAAUCAGACAUUGUCACAUUCAUUUCCCAGGGAUAGUCCUGUUCCCGUGCAGCUCGCUGGGCCACAAUGAUUCUCUUCCUAGUGCUGCUGUUCUGUUAUUGGCUCAUCUUUCUCAUUAUUCUGCCUCUACCCCCCCCCCCCCUUCCGCCAUCUUAACCUGCCAUUGUACCCACCUCCCUGAAAUUGUCUCUAAAUUGUCUUCUCAAAGGAAUUGUCUCCGUCCAUAUUGAACACAGGUAUCACCUGUCUAAAUUCUCUUUAAUGUGGUCUCUGUCCUCCUUGAUGUUAGAGUUCAUGUACGAGCCCUACAAGGUCAGUGUACAAGAGUAAUUCUGUCGCUGUUUUUUUACCCACAAUGCAGCAUAAUAAAAUCGCAACUGCUCCAUUGA